Messenger RNA from Haliotis rufescens (red abalone), 3661 nucleotides. Its product is annotated as allatostatin-A receptor-like. Gene Ontology annotation, molecular function: neuropeptide Y receptor activity. Gene Ontology annotation, biological process: G protein-coupled receptor signaling pathway. The transcript has 7 exons. Bases 828 to 2129 code for a protein of 433 amino acids. The record is from RefSeq and is a predicted model, not a curated record. Lineage: Eukaryota; Metazoa; Mollusca; Gastropoda; Lepetellida; Haliotidae. Gene Ontology annotation, cellular component: plasma membrane.
UUAUUAUUAUUUGUGCAUCCCACUUUCCUCGUGCUCUAUUGUUACGAAAUCCAUCAGUUUUAUCUAAAAUCAGAAUAUCGAGAAACGCAGUUGAUUCAUAAUCCAUGUUUGUAAUAUGAGCCUAAGCCUAAGCAGACACGGGGGAGGAAAACAAGACACGCCGGCAUGUCGGUAGCUCGCCCGUCUAUAGUAAGCCUUUGAGUAUCUCGUUGAGCGAUCAAUUAGAGCAGUUGGCAGAACCUCAACAGCGGUUGAGAUAGUCAGUGGCUACGGAAAUACAACACGAAGUAAUUGAUUUGAUAAGCCUCCGAGUUCCACUAAGGUCUCUCUCCCGUACGUCGGACCCUCGACGUCCUCAGUAACAACACACGACGACUACUGCAGCGGACGUUGUUAGCUGGACAUGGCUUAGGACCGCUACUGGGAGGGAACUAUGGUUGGAGAGCCAAUAGACGGCCACGACUGGGAGACGGAAAGAAUUAAUGUUUGUAAGCUCACUCAACAGCAGAGGCUCUGCUAGAGUAAUUGUACAAGUUUAUUUAGACUCCAUCAUAUUACAACUUGAAGCAAAUGAAAGCAAUCUCACCAUUCGCUUGAGGAAUUGUGAUGAAAUAUUCCUGUAAUCAUUGACCCAAGCCCCGAGGCGAGAAUUGCCCUUGUGUCGAGGAGCCCAGCUGAUCACCAGCAUCAUCAACACGUGGCUGUCCACAUCAACACUACCCCCGGUCACAGCAUGCCGACAGUUAUCGUUUCUGUGAAUUCAUUCGUUCCAAAGGACGCCAGUAAAGAUCAUUCAAAAGGAUAGUUUCGGGAUAUUCCUCUCCGCGAUGGCUAACGUCAGUGGCAACCUCAGCGACAGGGACCAUUACGAUGCGUACGACUACUACGAGUACGAGUAUGACUAUGACGCCAGCGUCAACAACCUCCCUUUAGAAGAGUUUAUCCCUUCAGUUAUUGUCUACUCAAUAACGCUUUUGGUCGGCGUCGUGGGCAACUCUCUCGUCAUCUUCUCCAUCGCUUACUACGGACGACAAAAAAACGUCACCAACGUGUUUCUUUUAAGUCUGGCGUCUGCAGAUUUGUUGCUUGUCACUAUUUGCGUCCCGAUUAAGUUUGCAGCUUUCUUCAGUUUCACGUGGCAGUACGGCGAGUUUAUGUGCAAGUCCGUCCACUACAUACAGAACGUCUCCAUGAUCUGUUCAGUGUGGACCCUUACUACCAUGAGCAUAGAACGAUUCAUUGCAAUUCGGUAUCCCCUGAGAGCAAAAUAUGUGUGCACCAUCACGCAUGCGCGGCUGGUGGCGGUGCUAGUAUGGGUGUUUUCCUUCGUCUUCGCUAUUCCCAUCAUAUUUGGCAGGAUUCACAAAGAAGUUGGGGUCCGCCACAAGGCAUACUGGUGCAUCAAGGAAUGGCACCCGCCCAUGUUCAGCAUCCUGUUUGAGAUGUACAUGUUCAUCAUGAUGUUCUUCGUCCCCAUCUGCUUCAUGGUGGUCGCCUACUCCUUCAUCUGUGUGGAGGUCUGGAAGGUGGCCGGCAUGCGGGCGAGCAUGAGGUCUGGAAGGGUCAUCUCGUCGGCGCCAUGUCAGUUCCGCAGCAAUGGCGUCCGAUGGGAGAACCAUGACGCCACCACCCCGCUCACUAGCCACGGCAUCCACAAACCAAAGAAGACAUUCUCAGAUGACAAUGUGGUCAGAAAGCAGGUCGUCGUGAUGCUGAUGGUCGUGGUCUUGUUGUUCACUGUCUGCUGGGGCCCCAUCAUGUUCAACAACUUGCUCACUGCGUUCGGCGUUCUGGGACAUCACCACAUCGACUGGCUGAGGUUCAUGCGCAUGGCCUUCUGGUUGAUGGCCUACGUCAACAGCUGCGUCAACCCCGUCGUCUACGCCUUCAUGUCAAAGAACUUCAGACAAACCUUCAAAUACGCACUGUGCGCAUGCGUCAAGGGCAAAGCUUUCGUCCGAGCUUAUCGUUUCAGCAGAUCCUUCAACAGCACCAGGACGUCUGUGAUGCAGUCUAAUGGCCGCGUUGUCUAUCCAAACGACAAGAUCAGCAGUGACGUCUCCGUCACCAUGGCUCCUCGAGUUGCGACGUCGUCGGAAUAUAUUGAGUUGGCGAAACUUACAGAGUAAAAAUGAAUAAAUGUGUUGGUGAGGUAAAAGAAAAACAAUUAUUUAACAGAUGAUGAUGAUGAUGAUGAUGAUGAUGAUGAUGAUGGUAUUGAUGAUGAUGAUGAUGAUGAUGAUGAUGAUGAUGAUGAUGAUACUGGAUAACAUUAUUGAAUGAUUCACAGAUUGUAGAAAAUAAAUUUUUCCCCUGAUUUGGGAACGAGACUGGACUGGAUAAGUAGACGGACAGUUUAUUUAUUUAUUUAUUUAUUUAUUUAUUUAUUUAUUUAUUUAUUUAUUUAUUUAUUUAUUUAUUUAUUUAUUUAUUUAUUUAUUAGUUACUUAUCUAUUUGUUAUUUAUUUGUAAUUAACUUUCUUCAGCUAUUAUUUUGUUUUGUAUAUUAUAUUUUCAUGUUUUAUUAUUUCCCUUUUUAAUAAGAUUUAGACUGAUCAAUUGCUGUGUAAUGCGACUCCGCUAGGAUAGGCAUGAUACGGGUAUGUCAUAUUUUCACCGGGUUAAAUGCCUUGAAAGUGUUGUUUCUUUUUCGUUGUCAUUAUAUUAGAGGGGUUGUAGUGCCACACCAUUCUUCUACACACUGAAGACACUUGCACGUGGUGUAUUGCCUGCAUGGCCGCAGGAUCUUGGAAGAACUCAGGUUUGACGAAAUAGAUAUGCUGUGUGACAGACACACGUCCCAGGGCUGCUGCAUCCUCGAUUACCCAGUGUAUCGCAUCUCCGUUAUGUUAUGCUAUAUUCUCUGGACUUAUGCACCACUAUAGCCUCGUUUUGAGUCAGGGUCGCGUGACAUAACACUUACACUCACCGUCCAGUCAAAACAAGCGGCGAAAUCAGUACCCUUUUUGCGGGUCGUCUAAAACAGAAAUUUGAACGUCUGUAGCAUAAAUUAAGACUUCUCUCCCCUUGGAAUGUUCGCUUGGGCGCCAUUUUGAAUGUUAACUACAUUACGUCAGAAUCUAAACACUUGAAAAAUGGAUUUGACCAAUAAAUAGCAAACGUCAUCUAAAACGUUACCAGGCUAAAAAUAGUCGCCGAAACACUGCAAACUUUCCCAAACACCAUCGAAUAACGAAUAACGCUCAUACGAGGCGCAACUUUGAAUGAAGAUAAAUGCCGAGGCGAGGUAAUUUGAUUACUUGUUAAUUACAAGCUCAUGGACGACAAGACUUUUUUCCUAAAGUAAGACUAACUGCGGCAUCACAUCCGAAACGAAAAUUUGGGGCAUAUAUCACAAUAGAAUCUCGAUAUAAUACCCUAGAUAAACGAGGAUGGGGCUGCUGUGAUGUUAAAGAUAUGGAGACGGUGAUGUAACGCUGUGUUUGUGAGGUGAGCACGAUUAGGAGAGAUAGGUUCCAUCAUUGUACACUUGCAGAAUAGACUGGGUGGCUGGUGGCUGUAUUUGCUUUCUCUCUGGUUUGUUUGUUUGUUUGUUUGUUUGUUUUGUUUGUUUGUUGUUAUCGCCGCAUUCAGCAAUAUUCCAGCUAUAUGACGGCGGUCUGUAAAUAAUCGAGUCUGGACCAGACAAUCCAGUGAUUGA